CGCUCGUCGCGGGUCCCAUCACGUCGUGGCCGGGUCAAAAACGGCUGCUGAACACGAGACGACUGGCUUUCCCGUCAUCUCCAUCCCUUUCACCACACAACCCCGUCUUUCCCUCGCUGCUCUCUCGAGCUAACCCAUCCUUACCCGUCCUCUCAUUUCGCCCCAAGAUACACAUUUCGUCCUUAUCGUCUUGUUGUUCCGCUGAUCAAUGAGCGUUAUCUGACCGUGCCAUGCAAGGUGCUGCAAGCCUUCAUGCCUCUGAUAUUGGCUGUGGCGCGCUCUGUUAUCACCGCGUCCGUUUCGUACAAGGUUUCUGCUCUCAACCUUAAAACCUCUCACUAGAGUCACUCGUUUAUUCUCUCGCGAGCCAUCAUGACCCUCGUCAACACUUCCGAUUCGCACCAUGGCGAGUCUUUCCACAGAAUACGCACUGCUUCGUCCCAUGAUUCAACUGAGUUGGCACAUCCAAUGCCGGACCUACAGUCGUUGCAAGGAGCGUAUUUGCAAAAUGUCGAGCGACUUGAAGAAAGGGCAGAACGCAUGAGCGUCGGAUCAGACCUCGGAGAGGAGAUUAGAAAGCUGCAGCAGGAGCAGAAACUGUCGGACAGCAGUCGUGCUUCUAUGUACUCAGCAAACGCCGCAGAGCAGCCUCCUCGUCAACAGCGGUCCCGCAACGUGUCGACCAGCUCGUACGCCAAUUCAAUCGUGGAAGUCAACACCGCCGCCCGCUCCGGGGGAUACUCGCCUUAUUCGCCCAUGGGGUCGCUGAGGUCAGGCAGCUGGUCCCAGGUCUCACGUCCUGUGUCGAAUCCUGCACGGUCCAUUUCUAGGUCCUCUUUCUUGGGCAUGAUGAGCACGCCUGAGAUGGCAGAAUCAGAGGCUGUCACUCCGAAUGAGGCACAACAGACGUCAAACAACACCUCCAUACAGCAUACACCCCGACCAGAGUCGAAGUCAGAAACAGCCGCACCUUCAGACUCGACAGAGAUGGAGGAAGACACGCGAGCGAAAAGAAUGAAGCGGCUGUCGACGGGACGUCUCCCCAGUGAAGGCUCCUUCUCCGUGAUUUACAAUCAGUUGGUAGAAGAGAACAGGAAGUCAAUGGACAUAUCCGGUAUACGGGUGGCUAGCGAUACAUCUUUCACGGACAUCUACGAUCAGAUCGCGAGUGAGAUCAAGAACUCGUUGAACACUUCGGUACAAGGAGCUCAAGAGAGGGAAAUGAAGAGACAGUCGUUGAACCAACCACCUCAAUUGCAACCCGCUUUCGCUGAAUCACCAAAGAAUACGACGAAACCAUUCAGAUUGUCCCAAACACCACCUCCACUGCCACCCCAGCACAGACAGCUACCCAAGGUUGAACCCCAGGAUGACUUUGGCAUCAACUUCAGUUUCACGACUUCAACCAAAGAACCUCAAUACGUGGAAGACCGCAGGCCAUCGGAGCCUUUGCAAAUUCAUGUACCUCAUGACGAGCGUGAUGACAACCACAGUGACCGUCCGUCGACUGCGCGUUCGCAGGAUACAUACCAGCAAGCAGAUGGCUUAUUUCAAGACUUUGACGGCACGCAUUACGCUCCAAGCAUGCUCAGUAGACACGGUAGCCUGCGCGAUACAAGUAGGGGAUCGGCUUUCCCAGUGGAUAACCCAAAUCGAUCAUCCGUGCUCAAAGAUGCGUCCCAACCUGAGUCUAUGGCCUCGCUGGUGCCCCCGCCUGAAGACGGUAUGGUGUAUUAUCCGGCACCGGUCCCCCGCAUGCUCAACCUUCCUCCGAAGAUAUCGCAAAAUCCCUCAGCCGCAGCAAUAGCUAAGAGAAGAACACAAUUUGUGAACGCAAUUCCAGAAGAUGCACGAAAAUCCGCGUAUUGGUUACCUCAAGGCGGAGGACAAAGGGAUGAGGACACAGAUGCAAGAGCGAGCAAGUUAAACUUGGCCGCCCUACCUCCACAGUUACGCGCCAGCGUGUUCUUUGACUCUGGUGCCCAGAGACAAGACAUCGAAGUUCGAGAUCAGUCUGCCAUGCGCACGCUAGAUGAUCUUCUCGACGCGUCAGCCCUCGCUCCAGUGAGCGCCUUCACUGACCAUCCCAUCGUCGGAAAGAUUGGCGCAAAUGUAUACAAGAAAUCACCUGACGCGCGUGCCUCGACGCUAAACUUACCCCAAGCACCCACUGCAAAGAAGGAACGAAAGAGCAGUUUCUUAGGUCUACGGCGUUCGUCCGUAGGCUCAGAGGAUGCUUUGGGCGGUGGGAACAAACGGUCAUCCACACGUGGAAAAUUAGUCAAAUCGAACAGUGCAGUUUUGGAUGAUUCAGCGCUUGCUAGAGGACCGAACGGUGAAAUUGGAGCGGGCGGAAACUCAGGACGCACUACUCCCGCUCUAGACCCGAACGGCGUGUACGGCGACCUACGUGAUGAGGAUGCCAACGAGACGCAAGAAGCGGGUGGGGUUCAGUUGGAGGAGGAGAGUGAUGAGGAAUACGUUGGCGCGCCCACAACGCUACUUGCAGAGCUCGAAAUGCGUAAGAGAGAGCAGAAGAACAGAAACAAGACGGCCUACACCGCGUUUCCAGAUGGCAUGCACGCGACGCUACUGGAACUAGAUGAUGUAGCACAACUAAAGAAGGCAAAGAGGAAGAAGAAGCGUGUCGCUCUUGCUUGGGAGGAUCCUGCAGUGAGAGCAGCAGAUGAGAUGGGAGAAGCGGAUGAUGAUGACGUGCCACUGGGCGUUCUUUAUAGCAACAACGAAGCUGUGGCUGCCAAGAUCAAAGAGCAAGGCAUGGCCGAGGGUAGACCACUUGGUUUGCUGGAAAAGAAGGAAUUGGAGGAUAAUGAGCCUUUGAGCAGAAGGAUGCUUCGUCUGAGAGGCAUUAAUCCUAAUAGCGUUCGUCCGCCACCAGUAGCCAUCACGAAUGCAGAAGGCGAGUCAGAAACGGAAAGCGAGCAUGAAGGAGAAACCCUGGGACAACGACUUAAAAGACUUCGCGACAAAAAGGCUCUCGACGAGGCGAUCACCGAGGUCGAGGGAAGACCUAUCAGUGAGACAUUUUCAGCGGAGAUGCUGUCUCAGCUUGGCGUUGAGUCGAAGGACGAGAAGAAAGCGACGCAAGAGGGUUUGCAUAGCCGCAACGUAUCGGUGGGACAGAUAUCGACAGGCUCUGCCCCCAAGAGUCCUGGAGGUGGCAUCCUCCCACCAAGCAGGGCGAAUGCGACAACACCAGGCGCCGAAAGCGAAGAAGAAACGCUAGGACAGCGCCGAGCACGUCUACAACGGGAGGCGCUUCAAGCAGGCAUGCAACAACGACGUCAGAGCCAAAUGACACUCAACGGACCUUCUCGAAUGUCCACCAUGCUCUCCCCAGCCCCAAUGGAACCCAACAUGGCCCCGGGCCCAUCACGCACGCCUCCUCUGCGCGCAUCGCUUUCAAUGGCUGACUUGCUCGCUGCUAAUCCAACCGGCAAGCAUGAUGCCCGCAAGGUCAGUAACGAGCUAUUGCUCGCCACCGCGCCACAAGGCAGCCUGCUCGCUCAGGAUGCAGAGAAGCAGGAAGCCCGAAAGGCACGCAUGCGUCUCUCGUCCGCAGAGGUUUUCCAGACCCAGCGUCCGGAAAUGCAGCGGCAUUUUAGUGGUGUGACGGCCAAGAGCGGCGGGAUGUACGUGAACCAGCAGCAGAUGCACGGCAUGUGGCAGCAGAACAUGAUGCAGCAAAACGCAAUGCAGCAAAACGGCUAUGGGAGCCUGCAAACGUACUACGGCAUGAAUGGCUAUGGCGCUGUGGGCAAUGCUAACAUGUUCAUGGGUGCGUACGGUGGAUACCAAACACCCGCAUAUGGCGGUAUGCAUCCAGGCUUCGGUGGCAUGGCACUGCAGCAGGAGGCAUUUCUUGAUCAGAAGACCAGGAGUAGGGUCGAUGCUUGGAGACAAAGCAUCGUGCCUUAGCGCCGAUUUUCUCCUAAGAGUUCGUGUAACAUGGAGGUAUUUUGUUGUAAUAUUUUCCUAAGAAUACACAUAGGGGGUCGUAAUACCUUGUUCAGUACACAAUUCAGCAUCGCGAUGGUGUUUCUUAUGUAAUUAGCGUAGCAUGGGGGCUUGAAUAUUGACGGGAAUAAUAUUGAGAGAUAAUUAAUUAUUCAUGUACAAAAUGGCAUAUCACAGUGAACUAUCUCCC
Messenger RNA from Verruconis gallopava, 4168 nucleotides. RefSeq lists its product as uncharacterized. The transcript is spliced from 2 exons. Bases 373 to 3939 code for a protein of 1188 amino acids. Lineage: Eukaryota; Fungi; Ascomycota; Dothideomycetes; Venturiales; Sympoventuriaceae. The record is from RefSeq and is a predicted model, not a curated record.